GUCACUUGCAUUCGAGGCAACAGUAUAAGUAAUCAAUCGGAGCGAGAUAUUCAUAGAAAGUACGUCGUCAACCAUCAGCCAUUCACCAUGCUAUCUGCAGCAGAGCGUAUGGCGAAAGUGGUGAACUGGCAGCAGACGGCAAUCGUGUCAGCCGUCCUGAUCGCCACCACUAUAAUCGCUAGCCAAUGCUACACGGCUUCUUGGAAUGACAGUGCGAGCCGACCAUCUGACGGCUGCAAUAUCGCUGCCAGUGACCAGCAAGGCUCUCAGAAUCCCUCGAGAUUCCACAUUCGGGACUACGGCCUCCAGGGACCCAUUCCGUGGACGUACAUUCGACCGUCCGUUCGCGAUGAGUUCACAGUCAACGGUUCGAUCCAAGCCGUUGAUCACUUCUACGGUAUGGAUAAGCAUGACUCCGGAGUGAAGCCUAUCGUUUGGCCGACCGAGGAAAUCGACCUAAGACGGCAACGGGCAGAGGCGCGACUCCCUCAGGUUUCUGCUUACGGCGCAAAUACAACCUUAACUUUCUACGAGGCGUUUAAUAAGUACCCAGUGAAAGGGAAAUCGGUGCUGGUAGUGGGGAGUCAAGUCCCUUGGCUCGAGGCAAUUCUCUUGGCGUAUAAAGCUGGGUCGAUCACGACCGUUGAUUUUAACAAACCAGUUGCAGAUUAUCCCGAAUUGAGGCUGUGGAGUAUUCCCGAGCUGGACGCUACAGAUGAGACCUUUGACGUGGUAGCUUCUUAUUCGUCGCUGGAGCACGAUGGACUGGGGAGAUAUGGCGAUCCGCUAAACCCGGAUGGGGAUCGGCUCAGAAUGAAGAAG
Molecule: messenger RNA, 822 nt
Organism: Closterium sp. Naga37s-1
Lineage: Eukaryota; Viridiplantae; Streptophyta; Zygnematophyceae; Desmidiales; Closteriaceae
Source: the annotation of a GenBank genome assembly